AGCAAUUAACCUCUGUCAGGGUAUACAAAUGCGAAAAAUGGAUUUCUGCGAGGGCCACAAAACGAUUUCAGAACUUUUGCCUUGGCAAUUGCGAAAUGCCAAAAUGCGAAACACAUUUCGGGUUCAAGUUGCUGAUGGUGAUUGUUGCCGCUGCAAAUGCCACCGCUGCUGGUGCUGCUGCUGAUGUUUUGGAACUUAUCAACACGCCGAUCACCUGCGACAGUUUCCGUUUUGCCUCAGAUACAUGUAGUCACCCAUUGAGACAGGACCUAAUUGCCCCGCACCCAGUUACACUCACAGCUCGAGUUCCAUUCCCACAACCACCAAGCCACCGAACCCUCAACCCAAUACAACCCGAACCCAAGCCCCCGCUCAAGGUGAGCGGUGUAAAAACUUCCUGUGCACUCAUUUAG
Messenger RNA from Drosophila sechellia, 413 nucleotides. RefSeq lists its product as uncharacterized. The record is from RefSeq and is a predicted model, not a curated record. Bases 96 to 413 code for a protein of 105 amino acids. NCBI's taxonomy places the organism in Eukaryota, Metazoa, Arthropoda, Insecta, Diptera, Drosophilidae. The transcript has a single exon.